GUUGUCCAAUCAGAGGCGCGCAACCACCACACCGGUACUUGGCCUGUGUGUGCGCGAGGACUCCCGGUGCUGAACUUUAUCCCCGUGCGCUGCUUUAAAUUGACCUUCUUUUCAUUUUAAGCCGUAAACGCGUUAAAAACCUGGAGUUAUAUCUCUGUCGGGGGAACCGAGCAGGAGCUUUGUGACCGGGGAAAGUAAAGUAACGCAUCAUGCUGCUGUUUGUGGAGGUAACCACAAAGGGAACAAGUCUGAAUCCUAACGCCAAAGUGUGGCAGGAAGCGUCAGCAACCUUCUCCCAGAAUGCCGAGGAGGCCACAGGGGCUCUAGGUUGGGCUCAGGAAGACUUCACCCCCUCUGAACCCCCGGAGGGAGGUAAAGAAUACACUGCUGUGUACGGACACUCUGAGCUUCAUGCUGUGGAAGCUGACCUGCUAAACUCUAUAGACUCUACAGAACCAGAGUACAGCACAUAUGAACCGGUGGAGGAAGAGAUGUCUGAGGAAAGUCUGAGGGAGUCCCUUAAGAAACAGCUGGAGUUCUGCUUCUCACGAGAGAACCUGUCGAAGGACCUGUACCUGAUCUCUCAGAUGGACAGUGACCAGUUCAUUCCCAUCUGGACCAUCGCUAACAUGGAGGGUGUUAAACUUCUGACCUCUGACCUGGACCUGAUCGUGGAGGUGCUGAAAGCAUCUCCCAUGGUCCAGGUGGACGAGAAAGGUGAGAAGGUCCGGCCCAAUCACAAGCGUUGUAUCAUCAUCCUGAGAGAGGUUCCUGAGAGCACACCUGUGGAGGAGGUUGAGGCUCUGUUUAAGAGUGAGAAGUGUCCUCAAGUCAUCAGUGUGGAAUUUGCUCACAAUAACAACUGGUACAUCACCUUCCAAUCGGAUACUGAUGCUCAGCAGGCGUAUAGAUAUUUACGUGAAGAAGUGAAAACCUUUCAAGAGAAACCCAUAAUGGCUCGUAUUAAGGCUAUAAACACCUUCUUUGCUAAGAACGGCUACAGGGCCGCGGACUCUGCCGUCUACACGGGAGGUGCUCAGUCUCAGUACUCGUCUCCACUCUACCUGCAGCAGGUGUUCCAGCCUCAGCAGUAUCCACUCUACAGCCUCCUCCCUCCCUCCUGGAGCCCGUCACCUACACCGUACUUCGAAACACCGCUGGCUCCAUUUCCCAACGGAACCUUUAACAGUUUCAGUGGUGCAGGAAGUUUCAAGCGCGGCUCGUCUCCCGUCAGCGUCACUCGCAACUUCCACCGCACCCGGAGCCACAUGAAAUCGUCGUCUCGUGCCGAAGCCCCUCAGACAGACGGGUUCUCGGGUCACAGCACACAGAACCCACAGACUCCCAGUGCACAUUCUGACCCCAGCACCUCAGACUCACCCUCGUCCCCCAGCGAGAAUGGACUCGUUGACCCGAGCGGCAGCAGGAUCAGGAGAGGAAGCUACCGUGGCCUGAGGCGCAGGAGAGAAGACGAGCGAACGAGGCCACUCCCACCCACUGAGACCAAAACCCCACCUCCCAAAUUUGAUCUGGCUGCUUCGAACUUCCCUCCUCUGCCAGGGGGUGUGGUCACGUUCACAGAGAACGUUCUGGAGAAUCGCAUGGCUGAUGUAGUGAAGGGUCUGAACAGAGACAAGGUGGAUUGCAGUAAACAGGAAAUUAUUAAAGAUUCUCAAGAUGUUGAGGAAGUCCCAUCUUCUCCUGUUCCUACCACGCCCACACCCCAGGACAUGCCCAGUUCCAGUGUUUCAGUUCAGGUGCAGAGCCCAGACACUGCACCGGUCCUCAGUCUUUCUCCAAUCACUGCUGCUGCUCAGUCUGACUCCACCCCCAGUCCCACAGACCCCACUCUCUCCAGCACACCUGUACAGGAGCCUCGGAAACUAAGCUAUGCUGAGGUGUGUCAGAAACCCCGCAAAGACCCGCUGCCUGCACCUGCACCCUGCGUGAGCCCCACUCCAGACCCCGCCCAAACUCCACCCAUCGUCAACCAGCCGCUCCGUGAGCUAAGAGUGAACAAAGCGAAUUCGCCGACGAGCCGUCCUGCUGAGAAGGUGUGUGAUGGAAGACCUCCACGUGAGCAGUACCGAAGCGGCAGCCCAGGGAAGGGUGCAGGGUUUAAGCUCCGGGAGCAGCAGAGACGGCCCCCUCAGGGACGACGCUCCUCCCCUCACCCAGGAUACAACAACAGACGCAGUGGGAAAGAACAGAAUAUCCCACCCAGAUUGCCGAAGUGAUGCAUACGGGACAUUUUACAUGUUUUACACCAUCAUGUAAAUAUCUAAUGUAAAGAGUUUAAUUCUAUAGAAUCUAUACAAAUAUAAACCUGCACUACGUCUGGGACGAUCAGGCGGCCAAAGCGUCACAGUAUGAGCCAUUCACAUGCAAACAAAUAAGGAAAAUGAAGAAUUGACACGUCUGGAGCUGUAAUGGCAAAAAAAAACAAUCGUGGAUGGUAACUGGUUUAUAACAUCUCAUAAUGAGACACUAAGCUUUAAAGCAUUUCUCUUUAAUGUACUGUUCAUUAAAAAUGAGCUCCCGACAUCGACACCGUUAAAUGUUGUAGCACUUGCGAUUUGUUGCUAUGGCGAUAAGGAAGACGCCUGAAAAAACGACAGUGAAUACGGUUCACCGCGAGGAUAAGGACAUGAUCCUGUUGGCUGAAACUUUCACUUUGUAGUUUUAAUUAAGUGAAUUUUGACUUAUGGAACACGAACCAAUAGGAAACGAUGAUUGUUUAGUUGAUUUGAGGAAAAAACUGCUCUGUUUAUUACUGAGUAAAUAACAGCAAUUAACUUUUUUGUAACUGUUACCAACUUCUGUUAUUAGAGGUCUGUGUUGGAACUGUGUUAAUCUCCUGCGUAAGACGUUCAUGUGUUUGGAAGCUCGUCGAUCUUUAAGUAAAGAUAAAGCACGGUUUUAGAUAAAAGGUCGGCGAGUGAUUACAGAAGUGUGACGCAGGCGAAUUAUUUAUUAGUUCCAGAUGUGUGCGAGGGACCUCGGAGAAUAAAAAAACUGAGCACUUAGAUUUCUCCUCUCAGUUCUCCAUCACGAUGUUUACAAUCGUGUUUUAAAACCACUUCAAUUAUAUUUUUAUUUAAUGCUUAAAUUACAACAAUAGUGUGUAUAAUGAGGAUUUAUCAGUGUCAGUGUCAUGUGAGAACAUCACUCAGUGCCGGUAACGAGACAACUGCUGUCUCCUGUGGGUGUGGCCUGCUGUCUCCUGUGGGUGUGGCCUGUCCAACACCGGGGGUUUAAAGAUAACUAGAAGUUUCUGAAGAUAAAUAGUUAAACCCAGAUUAAAUCAGUGUGGAAGUCAAUUGUCUGUGGUUUUCUUUUGUUUGUUUUUUAUAAAAUUUUAUAUCCAUAUAUACAGAUGUUAAUGGUGCAUCAUUAUGAGGUAAUAUUGUGACUAGCUUGUGGUAGUUAAAUGCUCUCCUGUCAUCCUGCGCUUGUCUUUGUUAAACUCCAUAAUCUGAUGUCUCAUAACAUUUCACGUGAGAUCGUCUGAACCUGUUUUUAAUGUGUACAAAAUGUGUAUAAUUCUUGGAGUGUGCGUUUGAUUUACAGGGAAAUCGUUCAUGUGGUGAUUCUGUAUGAAUUUCUGAACCAUUUUGUCCAUGAUUCUGAUUCAGAGUUGAUUUGUGUUCCUUAUAUUUACUCUAGUCAUCAUGGUACAUGUUUAAACUGUGUGUGUUGAGAGUCCUGAAGUGAUCGGGUAUUCGUUUCAUCUGUGUGAACUUUAAACGGCACAAAACUCAGACCAAAGUCUAACUAGCAGAGAGACAAUCUCAGGAAACGCUUUUAACUUCGAUUCCCCGUGACCUCUGACCCUCAUUGUUAAGUGCUUGAUGUUGAACUGAUGAAUCACGAUCAGAAGUGUUUGUUGCUCAGACUUCCUGAAGACGAUCAUCCUCAAACUUCUGCUUUUUGCCUCUUUUUUUGUUUAGUGUUUGUAUUUAUUUGUAUGUUGUUGUGUGUGUGUUUUAUUCCUCUCAGUGGUAGAUGUUGUGCCACUAAAUAAGGUUUUGUUUUAUUAAUGAAACUAAUGUGGACUGAUGAGCGGUUUGUGGUGUAAAUCUAAACACUUUGUUUUUGAUUUCAGGUAUUUAGUCUUUAUGAAUUUAAGAGUUUUCUAGUAGCAGGAUUGCUAGAAUAAGUGUUGUCUUUUUUCCCCCUCUUGUUCUUUUUCCCCUCUCCUCCUAUGUUGUGUUUUUCUCGGAAGGUUAAUAGUCAACACCUUGAGUAAAGUGUGCUGAACACAUUGUAAAGAUCUACAGAGAUGUUUAAAAUGAUGAAGCAUAAAAAAAAGAAUAAAUGAUAUGAGCGGCA
Molecule: messenger RNA, 4332 nt
Organism: Tachysurus vachellii
Lineage: Eukaryota; Metazoa; Chordata; Actinopteri; Siluriformes; Bagridae
Gene: larp4ab
Product: La ribonucleoprotein 4Ab
Exons: 16
Coding region: 210-2237 (675 amino acids)
Biological process (GO): positive regulation of translation
Cellular component (GO): cytoplasmic stress granule; cytosol
Molecular function (GO): mRNA 3'-UTR binding
Source: RefSeq, a predicted model, not a curated record